AUGAAAAUGAGUAACGGCGCCGCCCACUACUACAACUUCGAACCCCGCCAUUACCAACCUGGCGAUCCGGGGUACGUAGAUCUCUCCUCCCGCACUGGCCCUUCCUCCGGAUCCAGCGUGCGCUCGGGAAGCUCGGUACGAUCGACAUCGUAUUACACGCACCCAUCAGGUGCCAGCUCACAGAGAUCCUUACAAUACAACCCCCGCACACAGCACUCCACCACUCCCCGCAGGACCAGCUACCCCGAGUCUGUCCACAGCGGAUACGCAUCUUCCAUCGGCUCCUACGCCUCAGCAGGGUACUGCGGGCCAUCUCUUCCGCCAGACGGGCGUGACAGAUGGGUUCCGCCGCUGGCGCCAUCGGUUGAUGGCACUAGCACUAUAGGAAGAGGUGGAGCCAGAUCAGAGUAUUCGACUGCCUCUUCGCGGGCCACAACUGAUAUGGCGGCGCCGUCUAGGCGGUCUUCGCUGCUGAGUGUGAGCUCGGGGAGGGAUUCGGCGUAUGGUAGUGGGGGCUCUGUCACUAGCAGGGGCGCUUCAUUGACUAGUAGCAACCUGAGGAGAGCCAACACGCAUAGCUCUUCUUCUUCGUCGAGGUACACGGAGGGAGGGAUAUGGCCGACGAAUAGCAUUAAUUGGGUUGUAAAUCCAACUCGGAGGGCGGGAGAGGGUAGGCAAUGA
This is a messenger RNA of Morchella importuna, 681 nucleotides long. RefSeq lists its product as uncharacterized. The record is from RefSeq and is a predicted model, not a curated record. Lineage: Eukaryota; Fungi; Ascomycota; Pezizomycetes; Pezizales; Morchellaceae. The transcript has a single exon. Bases 1 to 681 code for a protein of 226 amino acids.